Molecule: messenger RNA, 1601 nt
Organism: Solanum tuberosum (potato)
Lineage: Eukaryota; Viridiplantae; Streptophyta; Magnoliopsida; Solanales; Solanaceae
Product: phospholipase A1-Igamma1, chloroplastic
Exons: 1
Coding region: 68-1543 (491 amino acids)
Biological process (GO): lipid metabolic process
Molecular function (GO): glycerophospholipase activity
Source: RefSeq, a predicted model, not a curated record
UUAUAGUAAAAUUCAAGUUCCAACUCAAAUUCUCAUUUACAACUUCUCCAUAUUUUUUCAAGCCACCAUGAAAUCAAUCCACCUCCCCCUCGUCACACAUCUCCACCAUCACAACCUUGACCUAACUAAAAAUAGGGUUCCCAUGGUCUAUGCCUACCAAGAUGUUGUUAAAACCUCAAAGAAAUCAAAUAGGCUUGGUGAAAAAUUGUCAAACCUUUUAAACAUUCAAAAGAAUGAUCCUCCUCCUAGUACUCAUUCUACUUUGAACAAUAUUCAUGAAGACAAGGCCAACACACCUACCAUGUCACCUAAGGAGGACAUAUCCGAUCGAUGGCGCGACAUUCAUGGUGUUCAUGAAUGGGAAGGACUUCUUGAUCCACUCCACCCUUUGCUUCGUCGAGAAAUUGUAAAAUAUGGUGAAUUUGCUCAAGCAACUUAUGAUGCAUUAGAUAUUGACUCAUUCUCUGAGUAUUGUGGAAGUUGCAUGUACAAUAGUCAUAAAUUGUUUGAUAAGUCAGGACUUAACAAGAGUGGCUACAAAGUUACAAAGUACAUCUAUGCUAUGUCACAAAUAGAUAUGCCCCAAUGGCUUGAAAGAUCAAAAUUGACAUACACAUGGAGCAAAGAUUCAAAUUGGAUUGGUUUUGUGGCAGUUAGUGAUGAUGAAGAAUCGCGCCGAAUUGGGAGGAGAGAUAUUGUUGUGGCAUGGAGAGGCACAGUGACACCUUCAGAAUGGUAUGAAAAUAUGCAGAGGAAAUUAGAGUCAAUUGGACAUAUGGACUCAAAAGUAGAACAUGGUUUUCUUAGUAUUUACACAUCUAAGUGUGAUUCAACUAGAUACAACAUAUCAAGUGCCUCAGAACAAGUCAUGAAAGAAUUGAAAACAUUGGUAGAUUUUUACAAAACAGAAAGUGCUGAACAAGUUAGCCUCACAAUAACAGGACAUAGCCUAGGGGGUGCACUUGCUCUACUAAAUGCUUAUGAAUCAGCAGCAAAUUUUCCAAAACUUCCAAUUAGUGUUAUUUCUUUUGCAGCCCCAAGAGUUGGAAAUAUUGCAUUUCGCGAUGAGCUUUAUCAAAUGGGAGUCAAAAUUUUACGUGUUACAGUGAAACAGGACUUAGUCCCUCGAAUGCCCGGAAUAGUUUUGAAUGAAAGUCUACAAAAAUUCGAUGAUCUUACUGGGACAUUAGAGUGGAUUUACACACAUGUUGGUGCUGAAUUGAAGCUUGAUGUUAGGUCUUCACCUUAUCUUAAAAGGGGGUUCAAUUUUAUAGGGAUUCAUAUGCUUGAGACAUACCUUCAUUUAGUAGAUGGUUUUGUGAGUAGUAGUUCAACAUUUAGGUCUAAUGCUAAAAGGGAUGUGGCACUGGUGAACAAGGCAUGUGAUAUGCUUGUAGAUGAGUUAAGAAUUCCUACUUGUUGGUACCAAUUGGCCCACAAGGGGUUAGAGUGUAAUUCUUAUGGUAGAUGGGUAAGGCCCAAAAGAGAUCCAGAAGAUAUUCCUUCACCUACUAGCAGGGAAGAAAAUACUUAUGGUUUUUGAAUCCUUAUGUAUACAUAUUCUAAUAUAUUAGAAGAAUGAGUUAAAAAUUUGGUAUCAA